Molecule: messenger RNA, 1435 nt
Organism: Ricinus communis (castor bean)
Lineage: Eukaryota; Viridiplantae; Streptophyta; Magnoliopsida; Malpighiales; Euphorbiaceae
Product: hypersensitive-induced response protein 2
Exons: 6
Coding region: 261-1118 (285 amino acids)
Source: RefSeq, a predicted model, not a curated record
UGACCAAAGAGGCCCCGUUGAAGCGACCAAAACUGAUUAAAGAACAAAGAGCACGGCUUUGUUAAUUCCAUCUGAAACGGAAAACGUAUUUCUCGCUCGUCACCUUUUCCUAGAAAUUACAAUUCCUUGCAAUCGAGUUUUCUCCUCCUCCUCUCCACUAUAUGUAUAUAUAUACAUGUGUAUAGAAUUCUCCCUCACUUUCGUCUUCUUAUCUCCGUGUUUGCGUUUUAGUGCUUUUUCGCUUUUAAUCUAAACAGAAAAUGGGACAAGCCCUAGGAUGUGUUCAAGUGGACCAGUCAACAGUUGCUAUCAAGGAAACCUUUGGGAAAUUUGAUGAUGUGCUUGAACCUGGUUGUCAUUGUUUGCCUUGGUGUUUGGGAAGCCAGUUAGCUGGUCACCUCUCUUUACGUGUGCAGCAGCUUGAUGUUCGAUGUGAAACCAAAACCAAGGACAAUGUGUUCGUUACUGUGGUUGCUUCUAUUCAAUACCGAGCACUGGCAGAAAAGGCUGCAGAUGCAUUUUAUAAGCUCAGUAAUACCAGAGCACAGAUCCAAGCCUAUGUAUUUGAUGUUAUUCGGGCAAGUGUUCCAAAGUUGGACUUGGAUUCAGCCUUUGAACAAAAGAAUGAUAUAGCAAAAGCUGUGGAAAAUGAGCUUGAAAAGGCCAUGUCACAUUACGGAUUUGAGAUAGUUCAGACUCUUAUUGUGGAUAUUGAGCCAGAUGAGCAUGUGAAGAGGGCAAUGAACGAGAUUAAUGCAGCUGCUAGAAUGAGGGUGGCUGCCAGUGAAAAAGCCGAAGCAGAGAAGAUAUUGCAGAUUAAGCGAGCUGAGGGAGAUGCAGAGUCAAAAUAUCUGGCAGGUCUUGGUAUAGCUAGGCAGCGCCAGGCCAUCGUAGAUGGGCUGAGAGACAGUGUUCUAGCUUUCUCCGAGAAUGUACCAGGGACCAGUUCGAAGGAUGUCAUGGACAUGGUUCUGGUGACACAGUACUUUGAUACCAUGAAGGAGAUUGGUGCAUCCUCAAAAUCCAGCUCUGUCUUCAUUCCUCAUGGACCCGGUGCUGUGAGAGAUAUUGCCACACAGAUCAGGGAUGGUCUGCUUCAGGCCAACUCGACUCGGUAGAAUCUAAAUUUUGUGAAGCAGUACUGUAGAGGGUUUUCUUCCACUUUUAUAAAGUACAGCUAGGCCCUGGGUUCAUUUCCUUUCCUUGGUGCAUUUUCUUCGUUUGAAGGAAAUUCUGGGGGAGGGGAGAAGUCCCAGGUGUCUUUUAAGUAAAUAAUCAAUAUGUAUGCUUGGUAGAAUUAGUAAUGAACUUGGUCAGUGUUGAUAAUCAUAGAAUUAAUUUUGGUGCUAAAGAUAUUUUGAGGAUGUUGAUUGUGUAUAUGAUGGAUGAUUUGGGUUUUCGAAAUAUUUGAGUCCUUAAAUUUGAUAAGAUGUAA